AUGAGCGGAGAUUUUAAUUAUCAAGCCACUCAGAUGCUCUUGCAGCAGGGAGGUAUUAGCUCGCUCGGCUGCCAGAACUGGGUGAGAGAGGACACACGUAAAACCUUAUGGGAUCAGUCAUCAUCUUUGUGUCUUGCGCUCUAUGUAAAUCAGGUCGGCAUGACACCGAUCCACCUGAAGUUUAAUGCUCCACAGCUGCGAGCGAAUGCAGGCUCGCUUUCUGGAGAAUUUGCUGAAGGAUGCAGAGUUGGACGACCUCCACAGCUUCUUGAUGGCUCAGAAUCAGGUAAAGUCAGACCAGUUCACUCACUUGCUCAGAUGCAGAACGUUCAUGGCCUUUCUCUCCUGCAGGAUGGAGACACCAACUUCCAUGUGGCUGUCUUGAUCAAAAAGAAAUGCUGGAAUCGCUCUUUGAGGUGGCUUCCAAGAUGUCUAUCUCAAAGCAACUGGAGCUUUCGGUAUGGAAAACAAAGUGAGCAGGUGCUUGAUUUACGUGGACUUUUCUCUUUCCCUUAUCUUCUUGUUGUCUGUAGGCCGGAAGACGAUUCUUCAGAUCGCUGGAAGACAAUUCUUCAGAUCGCCAGAGGGUCAGUCUUUCCUUUCAAUUUCAUGGUCCUUCUGAAGCACAUGGGAGACUUUUUUCGGACAAAUCCCAUCAUUUUUUCAGACAAAUCCCAUCUUUCAGCAGCUGCGCUCUUAG
This is a messenger RNA of Vitrella brassicaformis, 700 nucleotides long. Lineage: Eukaryota; Vitrellaceae. The record is from the annotation of a GenBank genome assembly.